GAUCGGGAUAACGUGGGCCAAAUCUGGAAGUUCCCUUUCGAGGACGCCAUCACCAAAAAGUGGACCACCCCUUUCACUCGGCCGACCUGUUAUCCCAUCCCCGAGGCCCAAGACCGCCACCGCCUAGUUCUCAGCAAGGAGGCCCUGCCCGAAAACGCCCCCAUGCGAGACGUUGCGGCGUAUUCCAUGGCCGUGAACGGCCCCGAGGCUUGGUGCAAGGUCAAGUCGCUACAAGUGCAGACACGCCUUGACGCGUGGCUGUCGUGGCUGCCCGUCACGCCCACCACAAAAAAGAUGGCAGGGCAGUUUUACAGAUUUUAG
Gaeumannomyces tritici R3-111a-1 is the source of this 321-nucleotide messenger RNA. RefSeq lists its product as hypothetical. The record is from RefSeq and is a predicted model, not a curated record. The coding region runs from base 163 to 321 and encodes 52 amino acids. The transcript has a single exon. NCBI's taxonomy places the organism in Eukaryota, Fungi, Ascomycota, Sordariomycetes, Magnaporthales, Magnaporthaceae.